AUGAGAAAGGCAUUCACACGUGAUACAACGCGGCGUGGAGAUCGACGGACGAGAUUGACGAGAUGGCCUCCACCAUUCGGUGGGCAUGAAGGCGACGAGGUCGUGCUGGCAGGAAUCUUGGCAGCGCCUGGAGCCCAGGUCCAUGUCGUGAUAGCCCAGGCCACACGAUUACCUCGCGGCUGUCACCCUCCCGCGCGCCCCGUUCUCCGCAUCGUCGCAGCGCCCCCCCACCGCCUCUUGAAGAUCAUCUCUCCCACGCCCACCAUCACGACGGCCUCGCGACACUCCAGUUGCGGAGAAGCCGCGCCUUCUCCUCAGUCGGUCCUUACUGCUGCUGCCUCGCCACCAGCGCUCUCCUCUGCCGAAGUCACUCGCGCCAUCUUAGCCUCCACCACCACGGCCGACCCGAUCGACUCCCCGUACCCACCGCCUUUCUCCUCGCUAUAUUUUCCACCCAACGACUGCACCGACGCCGCUGGCAAGGCAGUUCGGACAGACUCGCCGGAGCCGCCACCGCAGUGCGAACAGCUUCCUCCUUUCUCCUCGCUUCCCCCACCACGCCCCGGGAGUAGUAGCGCCGCCGCCGCUGAGCGUGUUCUUGCCGAUACAAAGGCUGCACUACCAAGAGACACCAAAGACCGCGAAGGCUCGUCAAGCAAAGACUUCGACGACGGGGAACCACCACCGCCAUAUAGUGAAGGCUCGAGCCCGAUACCCAGUUUCACAUACGUCAUGGCAACUGCAGGUGGCCCAGCGAGUAUCAUCACUCAGGUGCAGCAGGGAGGCGGCGCACCCAUCAACACUCUUGCAACUGGGAGUGCAGACGAGAACAUAUCGCUAGACCUUCGAGGUACACGAUUCACGCUUUCGCGGGAUGAAUUGCUCACGCUGCCUGAGUUUGUUCUUUUGUCUCUCUUUCCCAAUGGCCUUCUUCCCGAUGGUCACAUGAGCUCCUUCCACGACGGAGAUAUAUACCCAGUAGAUUACGACCCACUCUGCCUCCAGUACAUGCUUGAUUUCUUCAGGCACGUUGCGCAGACAAUCCCCACGGGCCCACCAAGCCCCACCGCAGACAGCUCUCAGCAACCUGAGACUGUUCCCAUCGAGCCAAUGCAAGGUUCCAGCACGCGUGAUAUGUUGCAGGACCGCGCAGGAAUCAUUGUUCUUCGAGAAGACUUGGAUUACUACGUUAUCCCUCCUCGCAAGGACAUUGAACAUGCAGAGAUGAUUGAGGUGAAGCGAGCAGCAGGACGUGCGCUGAGACAACAAGACGGCAUCUUUUCUGGUUUGCGAAAGAGUGACGAGCCAGGUACGACGGAGCAGCAUCUCAUUGAGAUGUUAACAGCAGGAGGCUUCAAUCAUGAUGACCGAUGGGGCCACCGUGCGAACGAACCUAACAAGGCCGUCAUUUGCAGCGUUGCACUUGCGCGCCUGAGGACCGACAUUCGCGGCAACGACCUCUCGAGCAACGCCGUCGGCAUGGCCCAGAAGCUCUUGCUCUUCUGGAGGAAGCCUGCGAGAAGAUGUUGGUGGGAAGGGGUGGAGCUUGAAAACGUCGAGGGAGUGGAGGGUAAGCUGAAAGUUUGGAUCAGACGCGUUUGGACACUCGAGAUGAGUGUCAUCGGCCUCCGUUGA
Messenger RNA from Verruconis gallopava, 1635 nucleotides. RefSeq lists its product as uncharacterized. The transcript is spliced from 7 exons. The coding region runs from base 1 to 1635 and encodes 544 amino acids. Gene Ontology annotation, molecular function: RNA binding. NCBI's taxonomy places the organism in Eukaryota, Fungi, Ascomycota, Dothideomycetes, Venturiales, Sympoventuriaceae. The record is from RefSeq and is a predicted model, not a curated record. Gene Ontology annotation, cellular component: nucleus.